AUGGAUUCAAAGGUUCAAAGAAGAGUUUCUCUCCAACACACGUUUCAACAACUUCGAGAAGUCACAAGAUCUAGUGCUAUAAACAAAGCGUCUAUUAUUGUUGAUGCCUCCAAGUACAUACAAGAAAUGAAGAAAAAAGUUGAGGGACUGAACUCUGAGUUAGGGAUUGUUGAGUCAUCUUCCUCUCAAAUGGAUGAGCUACCUAUGGUGAGUGUGGAAACCCUAGAAAAGGGUUUUCUAAUUAAUGUGCUUUUAGAAAAGAAUAAACCUGGUAUGCUGGUGUCAAUACUUGAAGCUUUUGAAGAUCUGGGACUUGAUGUGCUUGAUGCUAGGGUUUCUUGUGAAGAUAAUUUCCAACUAGAAGCUGUGGGAGGAGAUAGUCACAAGGACGACAGUAUCAACGCGCAAGUGGUGAAGCAAGCAGUGUUGCAAGCAAUCAAGAACACGGACGACUAA
Molecule: messenger RNA, 456 nt
Organism: Lathyrus sativus (Indian pea)
Lineage: Eukaryota; Viridiplantae; Streptophyta; Magnoliopsida; Fabales; Fabaceae
Source: the annotation of a GenBank genome assembly